AGAGUUUAGACUUGGCCAGUAGAGUGUCGACUGUAGUAAUAAAUAUGUAUUUAAAUGCAUAUAUAGGGCUUUUAGAACGCUGAAUUUGUUACCUUUGGCUAUUUAUCUCAACUGCUCGGCCGAGUUCGCCAGGGUUGUGUGCGUGCCUGGCUAAAACAGCGGCAAUACGUUUCAGGCUACCAAUACGACUAUUGUGCAAAAAGUCAUAUGGUCGCAGCUAUCCGCUCUUGAAGCUGGCAUAAAAGAUAUAUAUAUUUCUAUUAAAUCAAGAUAAGCAACUACAAAGUAAGCAAUGGCCGAGAACAUUGGAGAAUGUAUACUUUGCGAGAAGGAGAGUGACAUCAGUUGCGUCUGUAAACGAUACGAGUACUGCUCGCGAGAAUGUCAGGUUGCUCACUGGCGCGAGCAUGGUCACAAGGAGACCUGCACUGGGGAGGCAGAGGACGGGGCCAAUGAUGACGGGCUGGGAGAUGUGGAAGGUCAAUCUUCGCAAUACAGCUUCUUCUUCGACGGGGUAUUGGAGCAGUGUGAAAAGGACAACCAACGGCAGAAAAAUAUGCGAAACAAACAACGCUAUGGCAAAUAUCGAGCAAAUGAUCCACGAAUCAUCAGGUGGGCGGAAUUGCUAAGUGAAUAUGCAGACACCGGUGUCAAUCCCUUGAUCUCCUACGGACUGCGAGCGAGGCAUUUCUCACGCAAACAUGGCCAUAGGCGGAAAGCUCGUGUGGAGAGCGACGAGGUGUACAAUAGUACCGAACAUGUAGAACUCGCGGCACGCCAGAUGAAAAGGAAGCGCCAAAAAGUGGCUGUCACACGCCCUGCAGAUUUAUUGUGUAUAUAUACUUGCGACAUAUGUCACAGAGAUUAUAAAAGUCAGAAAUCUUUCAAAGCUCACACUAUUAGUAAACACCCGAAGGCGAAUGUGGCAGCGCUUACAGAUUCGGCUAACAAAACGCGAACCGCCGUAAACACAAUACCAUCCGUGACCACAGAGACAUCCUCAGAUUCACCCGCAGCAAUCGCCACAGCAGCACCAUUGGAAAGGAAUGAGAAAGUGCCAGGAAUAGUUGACACAACCACCGCUAAGGUGUCUCCGGGGCCAGUAGUACUCAGAGAGCCCAUGCAAAAUUCCUUUAGACGAUAACCCGAUAACAGAGUACGGUAAGACUUGCUCCUUCGAUAGUAACAACAGCUGAGAUAGGACCAGGAGUAGCUGCGAAUAGAAUUCCGCUGAGACCAUCAAGGGCGAAAGAGAAUACAUAGCUCACAGUGUCUCUUUUGGAGGGCUAUGAAUAUCGGUAAAUAAUAAAAUACAAUGCAAACAGG
Messenger RNA from Sphaeroforma arctica JP610, 1326 nucleotides. RefSeq lists its product as hypothetical. The record is from RefSeq and is a predicted model, not a curated record. Lineage: Eukaryota; Ichthyosporea; Ichthyophonida. The transcript has 5 exons. The coding region runs from base 293 to 1144 and encodes 283 amino acids.